This is a messenger RNA of Rhodamnia argentea, 2832 nucleotides long. RefSeq names its product leucine-rich repeat extensin-like protein 4. Lineage: Eukaryota; Viridiplantae; Streptophyta; Magnoliopsida; Myrtales; Myrtaceae. The transcript is spliced from 2 exons. The record is from RefSeq and is a predicted model, not a curated record. The coding region runs from base 352 to 2619 and encodes 755 amino acids. Gene Ontology annotation, molecular function: protein binding.
GAUUUAGCUGUCCCUCGAUGCAUUAUUUUCUCGGCACUCCUCUUCUCGCUCACACACGCAUCUCCAAAAUCCCUAGAAAAAACCCACCACGCUGCUGCCCCUUUCUCUCUCCUCCCCAUACGCACACACGGUCUCUCUUCUCUUUCUCUCUCUCUCCUGCUUCUUCCCCUCGCACACUUGUCCGCACUUUCUCUCUCUAACGCUCCCCAGAUCUCGAAAGCCCAGACGAACCCUCUGGAGCACCUGCAUUUGCCAUUGCUGCAGUCUAGAGAGAGAGAGAUAGAGAGAGAGAGAAAGAAAGAGAAAGAACACAAAGUGGCAUUUUUUGGAUUCUCAGAUGCCUCACGUGAGAUGAAGAAGAAGACCCAUCUCUUCCUCGUCUCCUCCUCCCUCCUCCUCCUCCUCCUCCUCUGCGUCUCCUCCUCCGCCUCGGAGCACCUCCCCCUGAGCUCCCAUGGCGUCCUCACCGACGCCGAAGCCACGUACAUCAAGCAGCGCCAGCUGCUCUACUACAGGGACGAGUUCGGCGACCGGGGCGAGCACGUCACCGUCGACCCCUCCCUCUCCUUCGAGAACCCCCGGAUCCGGAGCGCCUACAUAGCCCUCCAGGCGUGGAAGCAGGCCAUUCUGUCCGACCCCAACAACUACACCGCCAACUGGGUCGGAUCUGACGUGUGUAACUACACGAGCGUCUUCUGCGCCCCCGCCCCCGACGACCACAAGAUCCGCACCGUCGCCGGCAUCGACCUCAACCACGGCGACAUCGCCGGCUACCUCCCGGAGGAGCUCGGCCUCCUCGCCGACCUCGCAUUGUUCCACAUCAACUCCAACCGCUUCUGCGGCACGGUCCCCCACAAGUUCGACCGCCUGAAGCUGCUCUUCGAGUUGGAUCUGAGCAACAACCGCUUCGCCGGCAAGUUCCCCGCGGUGGUCCUGCAGCUGCCGUCGCUCAAGUUCCUGGAUCUGAGGUUCAACGAGUUCGAAGGGACCGUCCCCAAGGAGCUCUUCGACAAGGACUUGGACGCCAUCUUCAUCAACGACAACCGCUUCCGCUUCGAAUUGCCGGACAAUUUUGGGAACUCGCCCGUCUCCGUCAUCGUCCUCGCUAACAACAAGUUCCACGGCUGUGUCCCCUCGAGCUUGGUCAACAUGGCCAACCUCAACGAGAUCAUUUUCAUGAACAACGGGUUGAGGUCGUGCCUGCCGACGGAGAUCGACAGGCUCAAGAACGUGACGGUGUUCGACUUCAGCUACAACCAGCUGGUGGGGCCGCUGCCGGAUGGGGUCGGGGGGAUGGUGAGCUUGGAGCAGCUGAAUGUGGCUCACAACUUGCUGUCGGGGAAAAUUCCAGGCAGCAUCUGCUUGUUACCCCGGCUGGAGAACUUCACUUUCUCGUACAAUUUCUUCACCGGAGAACCACCGUCGUGCCUGAGGCUGCCGGACUUUGACGACCGGAGAAACUGCCUGCCGGAUAGGCCGUUGCAGAGGCCGCCGGCGCAAUGUAAGUCAUUCUUGUCUAAGCCUGUGGAUUGUAGUGCCUUCCGGUGUGCUCCUUUUGUGCCUUCUCUACCCCCGCCGCCUCCGCCUUCACCUCCGGUGUUUCUCCCAUCGCCCCCGCCCCCACCACCCCCUGUGUAUUCACCUCCACCGCCGCCGCCAGUUUACUCCCCUCCGCCACCACCCCCACCGGUUUACUCACCUCCGCCUCCGCCGCCGUCGCCACCACCCCCAGUUUACUCACCUCCCCCACCUCCACCGCCCCCGCCACCGGUUUAUUCACCUCCACCACCGCCUCCACCUGUUUACUCUCCCCCGCCUCCCCCCCCACCAUCUCCCCCGCCGCCUUCUCCACCACCACCAUCACCUCCGCCACCUGUCUACUCGCCUCCACCUCCUGUAUACUCACCUCCUCCGCCUCCUUCACCAUCCCCUCCGCCAAUUUACUGUCCCAAGCCACCACCUCCGCCACCGCCAAGCUCGCCUCCACCGCCACCUCCAGUAUACUCACCCCCGCCACCACCAACACCCACUCCUUACUACUAUAAUUCGCCUCCACCACCGCCUCCUCCGCAGCAUUCACCGCCCCCUCCGCCUCACUCACCCCCACCACCCCCACAUUCUUCUCCCCCUCCAAUCUAUCCUUAUCCUUCCCCACCUCCCCCAUCACCAUCACCACCACCACCUGUGCAUUCUCCUCCACCUCCAUCGCCACCACCUUGUAUAGAGCCUCCACCACCACCUCCGCCUCCAUGUGUUGAAUAUUCACCCCCUCCCCCACCUCCGACCCAUUACUUGCCACCACCAUCUCCUUCACCACCACCUCCACCAGUCUAUAAAUCACCUCCACCACCACCACCCACAGUAUAUCCGUCCCCACCUCCACCCACGCCAGUUCAUCACCAAUCACCCCCACCCCCAGUUCAUUACAGUUCACCCCCACCGCCAGUUCAUUACAGCGCACCCCCUCCACCGCCAUCCCAAUCACCUCCGCCACCAAUCCCGUGCGAGACCCCGCCCCCAUCUCCCUUGCCGCCACCUCCAGCACCAGUAUACAAAGGGCCACUGCCGCCUAUUGUCGGAGUUUCAUACGCCUCCCCGCCUCCACCUCCCUUCUAUUGAUUCUUUUGAGAAUUUUCCUCCUCUAACCUUUCCCCUCACUUAAGAAUUAAAAUCCCAGUCAGUCCAGUGUGUUUCACUAUUUAUUUCGUGCUCUCGACGUCUCUUUCCUCUUUCCUCUUGUCAUCGGCGCUUCAUUCCAAUUCGAAACCCUUCCUCUCUCUCUAUAUUCGGGCAAUUCUCGUCGCUCGCCGGAGAUGGAAAAUGAGAUCGAGA